Molecule: messenger RNA, 4269 nt
Organism: Aedes albopictus (Asian tiger mosquito)
Lineage: Eukaryota; Metazoa; Arthropoda; Insecta; Diptera; Culicidae
Gene: Kap-alpha3
Product: importin subunit alpha-3
Exons: 5
Coding region: 392-1951 (519 amino acids)
Biological process (GO): NLS-bearing protein import into nucleus
Cellular component (GO): nucleus; cytoplasm
Molecular function (GO): protein binding; nuclear import signal receptor activity
Source: RefSeq, a predicted model, not a curated record
CUCGUCAGACAGACAGAAAACUUCUCGUCGCGAGCACGACGGAGCACCAUCAGCGAAAGGCGAGCAACAGCAGCAGCAGAACAAAACGUGAAAAACGGAAAAAUCUUCGCAGUGCAGCAUCGCGGAAAGUGAUUCGAUUCGUGUUCGAUUUCCACGGCGUCCGAUAGAGUGUCCGAGUGCGUGGGAAGUGACGCUUUUCCGGGAAACAGUGCGGGCGGAUUGAAAUUUUGUGGGGUUUUCCUGCUGCGGAAAAGGAUUCUUUUUCGCUUGACGAGGAAGACGACGUCUGUCGAGAGGAGGAAGAGCUGGUCAUCAAUCGCGCAUACACACACACAUACACCGACGCAUUUCUCAGUCGAGCCGAGGAGAGCAGCAGCAAAUUGAACGAAAAAUGGCGUCGAUAGAUUCGCAGGCGAAAAACCGAAUGCAGGGUUUCAAAAACAAAGGAAAAGACCAGGAGGAAAUGCGAAGGCGCCGUAAUGAGGUCACCGUAGAGCUGCGCAAAAACAAACGCGAAGAAACCAUCCUUAAGCGUCGCAACGUUCCGCAGACGACGGCCGAAUCGACAGACGAAGACGACUACACUUCGCCGUCCAAUCUGAGCAAACUGGUCGAGAAAGCCGGAAACAGCGCCGACAAAGACGAACAGUUGGCUGCCGUUCAGGCGGCACGACGGUUGCUCUCAUCGGAUCGGAAUCCUCCGAUCGAUUCCUUGAUACAGAGCGGAAUCCUGCCGAUUCUGGUGGGUUGCCUCGAACGGGACGACAAUCAGCUGUUACAGUUCGAAGCUGCUUGGGCACUGACAAAUAUUGCUUCGGGAACGUCAGCACAGACCAACCAGGUUGUGCGCGCCGGAGCAGUUCCGCUCUUCCUGCGUUUGCUCGGAUCGCCUGCUGCCAAUGUCUGUGAACAGGCCGUCUGGGCUCUGGGCAACAUCAUCGGCGAUGGUCCCUGUCUUCGAGAUUACGUCAUCAAACUGGGAGUCGUCCAGCCACUUUUAUCGUUCAUCAAGCCAGAAAUUCCGAUUCCGUUCCUGCGCAAUGUCACCUGGGUGAUCGUGAACCUGUGUCGCAACAAGGACCCACCGCCACCGGUGGACACAAUCCUGGAGAUUCUUCCAGCGCUGAAUAUGCUGAUCCACCAUACCGACAUCAACAUCCUCGUGGACACCGUGUGGGCUCUGAGUUAUCUCACCGACGGAGGCAACGAACAGAUCCAGCUGGUCAUCGAUAGCGGCGUCGUUCCGAAGCUAAUCCCCCUGCUGUCACACGUCGAGGUCAAAGUGCAGACAGCAGCACUUCGAGCUGUUGGAAAUAUUGUUACCGGUUCAGAUGAUCAGACACAGGUUGUGCUCAAUUGCGAUGCUCUGUCUCACUUCCCGGCGUUGCUGAGUCAUCCAAAGGACAAAAUCCGCAAGGAAGCAGUUUGGUUCCUGUCGAAUAUAACCGCCGGAAACCAGGCGCAAGUGCAGGCCGUCAUCGAUGCCGGACUUCUGCCCAAGAUCAUCGAGAACCUGAGCAAGGGUGAAUUCCAAACGCAGAAGGAAGCGGCCUGGGCGAUCAGCAACCUGACCAUCAGCGGCAAUCGCGAUCAGGUGGCGCAACUCAUCCGGGACGGUGCGAUUCCACCGUUCUGCGACCUGCUGACGUGCAAGGACACGCAAGUUAUCAAUGUCAUUCUGGACGGUAUCAACAACAUGCUGAAGCUGGCCGGCCCACACACCGAAGAGAUCGCCAACAUGAUCGAAGAGUGCGACGGUGUGUCCAAGAUUGAGGUCUUGCAGAACCACGAAAACAUUGAAAUCUAUAAGCUGGCGUACGAUAUUAUCGAGCAGUUCUUCUCGGACGACACCGAUGAAGCUGUGCUGGACGAGCUGAGACCUACGGCGGAUGAGAACGCGUUCCAGUUCAACCAAAACGCAAAUGUGCCCAGAGAUGGAUUCAACUUCUAAGGCAAGUUAUGUAUAGUAAGCACACGUACACACAGAAACUGUAAGCAAGAAGGAAAUCAACCUAUAUCUUCCUGAAAACGUCAAAAAGAAGCAAAAUUCACACAAUCCCCCAUUUACACACGUUGGUAAAACCACAAAGACGCGCGUGCGUGCAGGAUCUUUCAAAAGUCUCACACAUCGUUUUUUAGAAGGUAAAAGGAAAACAUCGGAUCAGUUGGUUCCCCCGCAGUCAGUAAAACCGAAGCUAUGUAGUAGCUAUUACUAGUGUUUUCACACAUACACACACACCCUCAAACACUCCCGCACGUGGAAACAGCUAAAGAAAGCAACGCCUAGUUGAACAAGCGGAAAAAAGGCAGGCAUAUAAAAGCUUGGAAACUAUUACUAGUUUUCACUUAGGAUUUUCUUCAAAUCUUACUAAUGGAUAUCUAUUUAUUAUAUUAAAGGAGAAGAAGAGUUCAAGCAAACCAACAAAUCAGAAAACACAAACGAAUCAUGCUGAAAGGACAGUUUAGGAAGGACUAACUGACGAAAACGAAACAGCAAUGCCAUCAUCAGUCAUACACACAUACUCACUCACGAACGUACAUACACACGAACACACACACAAGACGCUUAAGCAGGAAAAUAACUCAUACAAACACACGACAUUAUUGUUUUUUAUAACAAUUUUUCAUUAGGUUCUUUUUGAUAGUAAUCAAAAGAAGAAAUGUAAACAACGUUAACUAGCUCCAUUACCUCCUUAUCUUCUUCGACGAUCGAGGCUCUCUCUUUUUUUAGGGAAGCGUUUUUUUUUUGUUCUGUGUCACCAUUUUUAAACAAUUGUUAGUGUUUAUUAGUUCUUUUUUAUAAAAUAGAAGGCACCUUUCCUACAUAUUUAAAAAAGGGUAUCAAUCAUCAGUAAGUAGUUUACGCCUUGCUCUCGAAGAAGCGAAGGAGGCAACAUGGAGAUAAAUUUGCUUGGAUACGAGGAGAAUCUCCACUGUGUUUCUCCCAAAAAAAAAAGCGUAGUUAAAAGUGGUGCUGUGUGAUGACAAAAGUCAUAAAAUCGCAGUCACUCACACCAACAAAGAUAGCAGAAUGAAACUGAAACAUACAAAAGAAUCAACGGAAGCAUUAGGGAAAUGUUGCUUUUAAAUCCAUUUAGCAAAUCGAAAAUGGACGGAGAACUAUUUUUUCCAUGUAAAAAGGCAUAUUUUUAUAUUGUAAACACAUUAUAUUGAUCGAAAUAAACCAAUGGACUGUAAUUUAGUUAUUUUGUUGGGUGUUGCUGGCUCCUAGGCAUUUGUUUCGCAAUGAAAACCAGGAGCAGCGAAACGUAAGGAAAUUUUGAUCUUAAGUUAGUCCCUCCCGAAAAGGAAAACCAACAAAUUCGAAGGGACAAAGCGUCUGAAGAAGAGUCAGCAGAGAAACUUCUCAUAUUUUUCCGAGCCAUGAUAGGCUUUUCCUUUUGAUUUAAUUUAAGCUUUAAUUGUAUAACAAAUAAACGAAUAUAAUGUGAAGUAUAGGAACGCAAGACUCCUAAUUAGUGAAAAUGAGGGUCGCACGGUUGAUUUUUUUGCCCACCGUGCACCCUCGAGAAUCAAAGCCACAAAUAUUAACAAAACACAAACGAUAAAGAUAAACUAUCAAUUGUGCGGGUGCUUAAAACUGUAAGUGCUGCCCAAUGAAAUUGGGCCAGUUGCACCCGUGGAAAUUUUUGUAACUAUUUUCACACUCUCAGAACCAGUUGUAGGUUGCCAGUCCCUUGCGCGGGUAGCAGUGGAUGAUGAUCACACGUGCGUGACACAACACGACACUUUAGGAUGUUUUAACAAAUUUUCGUUCUCUCGCACGCUGGCAGUAGGCCACGUUGCGCGCGAUAUGCGGGCAAAAGUCGAAGCAAGCCAAGAAUACAGAGAUUGCCUUUUGGAAGAUGGAGAACUAGAUGAACGCAACGCACUUACCUUCCGGUGCGCAAAUGCACCGGAAAAGAAAAUUACAAAAGAAGGAAAAGAAAAUUGCGGCCAAUAAAAAAAAACGAAAUUGAGCUGAAGCAAGUUUAAUUUUCAAACAACAUACACACAGACUUGAUAGGGGAAAGAACGCAAAUUAACUUUUUUUUUGAAACGGGAAAAACCACAGGUUAUUACUACAUUACCAUUUUUCCUCUAAUGUUUUAAGCCUGGAAAACAAACGAAGAACGAACAUGAACAGAAAACAAAAGCAGAAUACAAACACACAGACACUCACCAACAUUACAGAGGAAACAGAUUUAUUUUUUUGUCCUUUCUGGAAAUUGACGAAUAAAAGAGAAAUCAACUGCAGAAAAUAAUGAA